AGCCGCUAUCGAUCAUACCUUGUGUUCUUUGUACCAUGUUCCAAAUUUAACUCAAAUUUAAAGUCCCUCCCAAAUUUAAAGUACCUACCCAAAUUGUCAAUAAAGAGAAAAGAGACAUCUUGAGGAUUUAAAUAUCACCCGUAUAGGAAACUGAAAACUAUAUAUUUCAUUCUAAACAGCUGAUAAUUAAAAAUUGUGUUAAAAAUCUCCUAUGAUUAUAACAUUUUGAUAAUUUUAGGUUAUAAAAAUAUUUACAUUUUUUAAUUCUCUAUAUUCUAUAUGCAUAUAAAUAUCAGUAUGUUUUGCACUAAGUUAGUUUCAAAGGGUCUCAUUUCAAUUAUGCAAAAAUCAUUUAUGUCUCAAUACACCACAGUUAAUUUCACCCAUGGAAUUAAAACUAUCACUAUGUGUGAUCAGAAAUCAAGAAAUUCUUUAUCUAUUGCCAUGAUGAAGGAUCUUUUAGACAAUAUAAAUAGCGACAAAGAUAAUUAUGAGCUCAGAUUAAUUAUAAUAUCAUCAACUGGUCCAGUUUUCUCUGCAGGUCACAAUCUAAAAGAAAUAGCUGUAGAUACCCAAAAACAAAAAGAAUGUUUUAAGCUAGCCUCCGAACUAAUGCUUUCUAUAAUAGACUCUCCUGUUCCUGUUAUUGCCAAGAUAGAUGGUGUAGCUGCAGCAGCAGGUUGUCAACUUAUUGCACAAUGUGACAUUGCUGUAUGUACUGAAAGAAGUACUUUUUCUACUCCAGGAGCUAACUUUGGCAUCUUUUGUUCCACUCCAGGUGUAGCUUUAGCUCGAUCUAUAAACAAAAUGCCAACUUUGUAUAUGCUCUUAACAGGAUUACCCAUACCAGCUGUUGAAGCUAAAUCUGUAGGUCUCGUAACACAAGUUUGCUCUCCUGAUAACAUAGAUAAAGAUUUGGAAGUUAUAUGCAAUGCAAUUAUAUCAAAAAGUAGAAAUGUUAUAGAAAUGGGGAAAAAAUUCUAUUAUAAACAAAUUCAGUGCGAUAUAAAGGAAGCAUAUGAUCUAGGAGAAAGUGAAAUGAUCAAUAAUCUACAAAAUCUCGAUUGUCAAGAAGGAAUUAGAAGUUUUAUAGAAAAAAGAAAGCCACAGUGGCCAAUUAAAAAAUAGAUUUUAUACCUAACAGAUAUUGUCUAACAAUUUUGAAAAUUAUAUAUUAUACUAUAUUUUAAACCAAUAAAACAU
This is a messenger RNA of Sitophilus oryzae (rice weevil), 1203 nucleotides long. Its product is annotated as enoyl-CoA hydratase domain-containing protein 3, mitochondrial. Gene Ontology annotation, molecular function: hydro-lyase activity. Gene Ontology annotation, cellular component: mitochondrion. The record is from RefSeq and is a predicted model, not a curated record. The transcript has 5 exons. Lineage: Eukaryota; Metazoa; Arthropoda; Insecta; Coleoptera; Curculionidae. The coding region runs from base 280 to 1128 and encodes 282 amino acids.